Messenger RNA from Grosmannia clavigera kw1407, 411 nucleotides. RefSeq lists its product as uncharacterized. The transcript has a single exon. Bases 1 to 411 code for a protein of 136 amino acids. The record is from RefSeq and is a predicted model, not a curated record. Lineage: Eukaryota; Fungi; Ascomycota; Sordariomycetes; Ophiostomatales; Ophiostomataceae.
AUGAAAGUCGGCUUGCUUUUCGGACUGUUACUGUCUGCCGCAACGGCGCAACGCGACCAACAGCUCCUCGUCGACGAGAUUGACGCCGCAGCUCAGCAGCUCCAGAUCAACUACUACAACGACCACAGCUGCACGCAAUAUGCUGGAAGUGUCGGCGUUGGUUGGGCCGGUGAGUUUGGAACAGGCACUACAAAUUGCUACGACUACCACUACGGCACGUCUGUGAAUAUUGCUUCGUGCUCGUUUGGCAACACCUGCACCUGCUUCUGGUACUACAAAGCCGGAUGCUCGGGCGACUACAGCUCGCUUCAUGCAUCUGGCCGUGGCGCGGAGAACUGCAUCAAGAACUCGAAUGCGUACCAUUCUUUCCGGUGCUUUUAUUACAACAAGCCGCCAAACAGAGCGGGAUAA